AUAAAACCUCGUCGUCGUCCAAGAAGAGGAAAAAGUAAAACAAUAAUGAUAAGAAAGACAUCAGCGUUUCAGAUUUGAUUUCGACACAGGACAGGAGUGGAAAGUCAAGUCCGUUCGUGUGUUUGAGAUUUGAUUAAUCCUACAUACGAUUCAAGGCCAGAUUAGUUUAGUUCGUUAGCUGUUAAUGGGGAAGCAUCCGAAAUUACCGGGCGUCAGUGAAGAAAUCCAGAAGCUUCUGGAUGCUGAUAUGGACUUGGUAGAUGCCAGGCGCAGAGCGCGGGAGGCCUUCAAGGAUACCCAGCUCUCCAUUGAUCAUUUCUUGUUCAAGGGGCCACAUUCCGAGUUAAAGAUGGAGGAGUCGUACGAGAAAAACUCAAGAGGGGUGGAGAUUUUCUCCAAGAGUUGGAUUCCGGCGACAAGUCCUCCCAAAGCAUUGAUUUGCUUGUGUCAUGGUUACGGAGAUACUUGUACAUUCUUUGUGGAAGGCAUUGCUAGGAAGCUGGCGUCUUCUGGUUAUGGAGUAUUCGCCAUGGAUUAUCCUGGUUUCGGUCUCUCAGAAGGCCUUCAUGGGUACGUUCCGAGUUUCGACAAGCUAGUUGAUGAUGUCAUUGAGCAUUACUCCAAAGUUAAAGAAAACGAAAACUGGCGCACAUUGCCAAGCUUCCUAUUUGGACAGUCUAUGGGAGGAGCGGUUGCUCUCAAGGUGCACCUGAAGCAACCUGGUGCAUGGAGUGGGGCUGUUCUUGUUGCACCUAUGUGUAAGAUUGCAGAUGAUAUGGUGCCACCGAGGCUAUUGACAUGUAUACUCAUUUGGGUGUCAAAGUUUCUUCCGCGACAGAAGCUGGUUCCUCAAACAGACUUGGCUAAGUUGGCAUUCAGAGAUUCAAAGAAGAGAGAGCAGGCUGCCUAUAAUGUCAUUGCUUACAAACAUAAACCGCGCUUGGGGACUGCCGUGCAACUAUUGAAGACUAGUCAAAAAAUCGAAAAUUUACUAGAAAAGGUGUCUCUGCCCUUGCUGAUUUUGCAUGGGAAGAAUGAUAAAGUAACAGAUCCAUCAGUAAGCCAAGCACUGUAUGAGAAGGCAAGCAGCCAAGACAAGAAACUAAACCUUUAUGAAGAUGCUUGGCAUUCCCUUCUCGAGGGCGAGCCCGAUGAGAUGAUUCACAGAGUUAUCACUGACAUUCUUUCUUGGCUUGAUGAACAUACACAUACAUAGUUCUACAUGUCACUACCUAUGUGAAUCAAACCGAUACAAUCAUACAAACACGCCCGGUGUGUGUUUGUGUGUGUGUUCUAUUUAAGGGUAUAGUUUGGGUUGAGAUGGCUGGUAUGGUUGAUGUUAUAGUGCAGUUGAGGGUGUUUGGGAUUGUUUUUUGGAGAUUGAUUCUCAGUUUAUGUCUUAUAUAGAAGAUGCUUGGCCAUGUUCGGUAGUACUUUUGGUGAUUGAUUCUCAAUUUUUGAGAGAGAUUCAAAGGCGGAACACGUUUGGAAGCAAAUUGAGGUGUUUUUUUAAAUCCGUGGCGGAAAAAUUUGUUUUUGUUGAAACUUGAACAUCUUCUCGUCCGUUUGAUGAUGUUCAAUCUCUGUGGAUGAGUGGCCAUGAAAACUCGGCCUCCACUCAAGAUCACCUCACACCAAAGGGUAAAUCUUAAUUAUUGUGUACCUU
This is a messenger RNA of Cuscuta campestris, 1666 nucleotides long. Lineage: Eukaryota; Viridiplantae; Streptophyta; Magnoliopsida; Solanales; Convolvulaceae. The record is from the annotation of a GenBank genome assembly.